AUGCCUCAGGACUUGUUUCGGCCAUGGCUUGCUUCGGAUACCAUCAAUGAGACGUCCAAAAUGUUUACCGUCGAUAAAAUAUUGUACGACGGACCUAAACAGGACGAUGAGAGCGUAAGAUCUCUGCCCAAGUCAACAACUUUGACAAAUAGUGUCUCUGCUGCUUUAACAGUAUCCGAGGACGAAGGUUCUACGUCAUCAAGUGCAUUAGAACGUACGUCUUUCGUAAAUCCAGACAUUGCGACACUGGGAUCGUCGUCGUUUGCAAAUCCAGAUGUUACCAGACCGCCACUCGUAAGUCCGAACACUACGGAACUAUCAUCGAAUCUGGGUGCCGAGGAAUUAUCAUCGGCAAUAAAUUCUAUGGUGCCUGAAUUCCUUCAUACUUUUCCUAAUUUAUAUCCGGUGGUUCAUCUGGGUGUUCAUAAUGGAGUUUAUUGCGGAGCCCAAACAGGGUCCAUCUACUCGAGCAUACUUGCUUCUGGAUUGUACAAUCGAUCCGUCGAAGAGGCAGUACAGAUGGUUCAUCGACAGGAUGUCGCCGUUAAACAAAUGAAGAAGAUGCGUCCCAAAAAGUUUCGGUGUCAACAUUGCAAUAUGGCGUUUAGCAACAACGGUCAACUCAUAGGCCACGUUCGCAUACAUACAGGUGAGAGGCCGUUCAAGUGUGACUUUGAGUCCUGCGAGAAAUCAUUCACGAGGAACGAGGAACUCACAAGACAUAAGCGAAUUCAUACCGGUGUGCGUCCGCAUUGCUGCUUACUUUGUAGUAAGCGAUUUGGUCGCAAGGAUCAUUUGAAGAAACAUACAAGGACUCAUGAACCUCGCGAUCCAUACCGCAUCCCGACGGCAGCGCUAGGCGUACUCGCCAUCAGCCAGUUACAGCAAACCGGCGAACUUUCGCCGUAUGUGUAUCAUGUUUAAUGCAGAGUAUUUUGAUAAAAGAAAGAAAAAAAAACUAGUCGCCAAGACUAUUAAAUCUCAAAUUUUCAUAAGAGCACGAUAAUCGAAAACACAAA
Molecule: messenger RNA, 1019 nt
Organism: Harpegnathos saltator (Jerdon's jumping ant)
Lineage: Eukaryota; Metazoa; Arthropoda; Insecta; Hymenoptera; Formicidae
Product: early growth response protein 1
Exons: 2
Coding region: 1-924 (307 amino acids)
Biological process (GO): regulation of transcription by RNA polymerase II
Molecular function (GO): DNA-binding transcription factor activity, RNA polymerase II-specific; RNA polymerase II cis-regulatory region sequence-specific DNA binding
Source: RefSeq, a predicted model, not a curated record